This is a messenger RNA of Iphiclides podalirius (scarce swallowtail), 360 nucleotides long. NCBI's taxonomy places the organism in Eukaryota, Metazoa, Arthropoda, Insecta, Lepidoptera, Papilionidae. The record is from the annotation of a GenBank genome assembly.
AUGACGCGGCGAUGCAACUCGGCGCCGGUCGUGGUGUGCGCGCAUACGCGGCUAUGUUUAAUGAAUGGCGCGCGCUUAGGGUUGCCGACCUUAGCGCCAGAGGUAACUGCUUUCGGCGUCACUGCUGUCACCACUUCGACCACUUGCGGCAACGAUACAAAGCGACGCGGUGCCGGGCCAUCGUAUGCUUCGGCCGGCCCACCAAUCGCCGCGCUGAGCCGAGCAGGCCGCUUUGCGGAGCGGACGCAUACGGAACCACGGAAUCCUAGCGGCACCUCGAACUGCGCGGGCGUGCAGUGCGGACCCCCACUGGGACCAUGCAUCGACAAUGCUCUCGGCAUCACCAUCUCAACGCACCAG